Molecule: messenger RNA, 2973 nt
Organism: Mustela erminea (ermine)
Lineage: Eukaryota; Metazoa; Chordata; Mammalia; Carnivora; Mustelidae
Gene: PATL2
Product: PAT1 homolog 2
Exons: 15
Coding region: 473-2149 (558 amino acids)
Biological process (GO): deadenylation-dependent decapping of nuclear-transcribed mRNA; P-body assembly
Cellular component (GO): P-body
Molecular function (GO): RNA binding
Source: RefSeq, a predicted model, not a curated record
UCUUUUGGUAAAUUUCUCUAAACCCCAGCUUCCCACUUUCCAGCUCGCUUAGCUGUUACUGGCCAGUUGGUAUAUGUGGUCUUCCCUGGUAUCCCCUGCUAUGCUGGAUCUGCAUCUGAUUCUAUGCUCUCUCCUCUCUGAUGUCUUGGACCUUUCUAAGCUCUUCUCCUUUUUAAUUCCCCCCACUGUUAGGUGUCCAGUAGUCAGAUACCACUUUGUUCUUUGCUCAGAAGGCAGGGACUUGCUAAAAACUCUUCUUCCGAAAGAAGACUGUAAAGAAACCAGAGAGAAUUGUUUAUUAAAACAUCAGUAAUUUAAAACAAAAAGAAAACACCAAAAGGCAAGAGAUGUAUACACAAGAGCCACCAUACACACAAUGGCCGCAGUCAAGAUAUAAAGGAGGAAGUCAGACAACAGAAGUUUGGUUUACCUUCCAGAGGCAAAGAGUGUUUUCUUACCAGAGGAAGGAGACAUGGCGGAAGUCUGCCAGCCUGAAAAGAUGAAAUGCCUUGAAGGCCCCUACUUAAACCAAGACCCAAGCAAGUCCUGUAGUUCCUCAGCUCCUGAGGAGGAACUGGUGUCUGCCUCCCAUUUGGAUGAGGAGGAAGAGCAAGAGGAGGAGGAAGAGGAGAAUCUGGAUCCAGAUCUAGCCCCAGAGCUGGAGGAGGAGGAGGAGGAAGAGGUGGAGGAGGAGGAAGAGCACGACCUCGGGGAUCCAGCUGUCCUCAGUGCUAUCCACAACACCCAGAGAGGCCUUCUCAGCUCCUCUGGAAUCAAGGCGUCUGGUGUGCUGGGCAUGUCCCCUGCUUCCUUGCACUUUCUGUGGCAGACGCUGGACUACCUCUCUCCAGUUCCUUUCUGGACUACCUUUCCCAGGGCCAGCUCUCCAGCACGGCACUUUGGACCUCAACUUCUCUCGCUAGACCCGGCUCUCUUCUGCAGCCUGCCAACCUCCUGGCUCCCUAGUUUCAGUCUGCCUAGCCACCUGACCCAGCUCCACCCUCAGCACCAACGGAUUCUGCAGCUGCAGCAACACAGUCGAACACCAAGUGCCCCAGCCAAGAAGCCUUGGUCUCAGCAGCCAGACCCCUAUGUUAACCUCAUGACCCGAAAGGAGAAGGACUGGGUGAUUAAAGUACAGAUGGUUCAGCUGCAGAGUGAGAACCCCCACCUGGAUGACUACUACUAUCAGGAAUACUAUCAGAAACUAGAGAAAAAGCAGACAGAUGAAGAACUACUUGGGCGAAGGAGCAAGUUUGAAUCACUCAAGCUGGUAACACCCUACAUUCAGAAGGCAGAGGCUUAUGAGUCAGUGGUUCGAAUCGAGGGUUCCCUGGGCCAAGUAGCUGUGUCAACGUGUUUUAGCCCUCGCCGAGCUAUUGAUGCUGUACCCCAUGGAUCUCAAGAUCAGGAGACAGGAGCUGCAAGCAGUCAGAGGCUUCAAGUGUUGGCCCGGAUUGAAAAGAUGUUUCUUCAGUUGCUGGAGAUAGAGGGCCAGAAGGACGGGCUGCCGCAGCCCUGCUCCUCUGAACAACGGAACAACCAGAUUGAGAAGCUCUUCCAAGCCUUAAGGACCCCAGAGCAGAAUACUCUGGAGGAGGCAGCAGAUGGCUUCCUGCAGGUGCUCUCCGUGAGGAAGGGGAAAGCUCUAGUGGCAAGGCUGCUCCCUCUCCUGCCCCAGGAUCGAGCUGUUAGCCUUCUUCUGGCGAUCACCCACCAUUUGCCCCUCCUAGUCAGGAGGGAUGUAGCUGAUCAGGCUCUACAAAUGUUAUUCAAACCCCUGGGCAAAUGUAUCAGUCACUUGACCUUCCAUGAACUCCUCCAAGGACUUCAGGGUCUAAUGCUGUUUCCACCUGGCUCCUCAGAGAGGCCGGUCACUCUGAUACUUCAGAACCAGUUUGGAAUAUCUUUGCUCUAUGCCCUACUAAGUCACGGGGAGCAGCUGGUGUCCCUAGAGUCCUCCCUUGAGGAGCCCAGCAGUGAUCAUAGAGCUUGGACUGACAUGGUGGUUCUGAUUGCCUGGGAGAUAGCCCAGAUGCCAACAACAUCUCUAGCAGAACCCCUAGCCUUCCCCAGCAACCUUCUUCCUCUGUUCUGUCACCAUGUGGACAAACCCUUGGUACAGCACCUAGAAGCUAGGAUGGAAUAAGUGAUGGUAGAAAUGAGGUUAUAGCCCCUUGUUCAAGCCCUGUAUAGGUUCUGUCAUUUCUUUUAAGCCAAGAAUAUGGAGGAUAACUUGUAUUUAGAAGUAGUUCUAGACACUUUGCAUUUACCCAGUAAUCUGUCUGUCUGGGUUUAGGGUCCUGAAGCCUAUUUCUUCAGCCAAACCUUUUAAUUUAUUCCCAGAUCCUUUGCUCAUCGAUCAUGCUAAGCUACCUAAGGGCAAGGAUUAAUAUGAGAAGCUGAAUUGUUAAUUGAAGAAAUAUUUGAGGGACAAAUCUAAAAGUAUGAGUGACAUGAAGGUCACUUCCGUUCUCAGAAUUUACCAGCUGCUGGAAAGAGAUAGUAAUCAAAUCACACGAAUACUUUAGAAAAUAGAAUUGUUUACUGUUAAGAAUCUGUUCUCUUUGUAGGCUUGCUUGGGUCUACUGAUCCAGUUCUGAAAUACAUAUAUGUGGGAAAAUUUAAUCAUCAGACACUAGCAGUAUGGGCUAGGUCUACAGGGAUCCAGAGAGUCUGAGGACAUUUUUUUAUGUCUUGAUAUAUUGUAGGAUCUCACCCAGAACAUUUCCUUAUGUUCUCCUUAAAAACCUGAAUGAUAUGCCUAAAACUCAUGACACAAUAAGGUUUAAUUAAAGAGAUAAUAGAAUGAUGUGUUGAAAUUUGUCAUAAGUUAGGAGGUAUAAUGAAAACCAUUUUCUUAUGUAUGAAUGCCUCCAACAUGUCCUUAAUAAAAGGGAUAAGGCCUUGUUAUGUCUAACAAUAUGACCUUGGAAAUUCCUUCUCUUUUUUUUUUUUUUUUUUUUAAAUAAA